AUGUAUAAAUCAUGGAAUACUGUCACUAUUGCGACGCUCUUAUUCCUUGGUUUGUCAUUCGCUCGGGGUUUUUCUUCUGAGUUCCUGGAAUGCCAGCUGUUGAAAAACGGUACGGUUCCCCAGCUGACAGGAUGCCCUGAGGGUACGUUGUACGUCUCUGCGGUUGACGCGGAGGCAAACUUCACUACGGUCCAGGCGGCGGUCGAGUCUCUACCAGAGACAGGAAACGCAACCAUCCUGAUAGGUGCCGGAGAGUAUGAAGAACUCGUCAACGUAACGCGUACCGCGCCCCUCACUCUGCUAGGUCAACUCGAUCCAGAGACCGCGUUCCUUACAGGCUUAAAUGCUUCCUCACGCAAUCUCGUCCACAUCUUCAACACCACAUUCGUCGCCAACGGUAUCGACGACGCACAGACCGCUGUCCUCGUCGUGGCCCCCAAUUUCAACGGAUCGCUCAUCGGCGCUGGAACGGAUGGUGCGCCUCUGCAGCCCGAGUUCGGAAAUGUGGAUUUUAAGGCAUACAAUAUCAACUUCGAGAAUCGUGCGGCAGACUUUGCGAUCUCGCAGGCUUUGGCGAUCGAUAUCUCGUACGCAAAUGCCUCAUUCUACGGAUGCGCUAUCGCUAGUUUCCAAGAUACGUGGUAUACUGGACGCAAUGCGAGCACAUAUGUCGUCGACUCGGUUAUUUACGGCCAAACCGAUUAUCUGUUUGGCUUUGGGACUGCAUGGUUCGAGAACGUAACACUAGCGAAUCGUGCAUGUGGAGGUGGAAUUGCGGCUUGGAAGGGAAAUAAUCAGACCUUCGCACCGGGUAACAGAUAUGGUGCAUAUAUAUCUAAUUCGAGGAUCAUCCGCUCCCCCGACGCCAAUGCAACGACCAAUAUCACGGAACAGUGCUGGCUUGGUCGACCAUGGAACGAUUUUGCGACAUCUGUCUUUUUGAACGUCUUUAUGGAAGACAUCAUACAGCCGCAAGGUUUCGAACCUUUCGAUUCUGCGAGACCAACUAUCAUGAACACGACGUACUACGCGGAAUUCAACUCACACGGUCCGGGAGGAAACACUAGCGCUCGCGUCUCUGACCAUAUUCUUACGGAAGCAGAUGUCCUCGAGAUGAACUUUACGGUCGACGGAGUGUUUUUGGAGCAUCCUGCUUGGAUUGAUUUUGAGUAUUCUUCCACAUGA
Messenger RNA from Stereum hirsutum FP-91666 SS1, 1185 nucleotides. Its product is annotated as carbohydrate esterase family 8 protein. Gene Ontology annotation, biological process: cell wall modification. Gene Ontology annotation, molecular function: pectinesterase activity. NCBI's taxonomy places the organism in Eukaryota, Fungi, Basidiomycota, Agaricomycetes, Russulales, Stereaceae. The record is from RefSeq and is a predicted model, not a curated record. The transcript is spliced from 9 exons. The coding region runs from base 1 to 1185 and encodes 394 amino acids.